Messenger RNA from Hydatigera taeniaeformis, 993 nucleotides. Lineage: Eukaryota; Metazoa; Platyhelminthes; Cestoda; Cyclophyllidea; Taeniidae. The record is from the annotation of a GenBank genome assembly.
AUGUGGUUGACUCUAAUUUCGCUGGCCGUUUCUGUUUGUGUUAUCUUUCUUGCUUACAAAUACCUAGGUAAAAAGCCUGCUGACCUGUCAAAUGACGUUAUUCUUAUAACGGGUGCUGCAAAUGGAAUUGGUAGGCUCUUAACCAUACUGCUAUCAGAAUACUGCCACACGGUUAUUGCUCUGGAUAAAGACAUCAUUGGCUUGAAGGAAACUGCUUUGCGCGUCUCAGAGCGGUAUAAUUCUGAUCUGAUAUUCUACGAAUGUGAUGUAAGCGAUCGUAAUGCUAUUAAAAUGUGCGCAGAGUACAUUCGUAGAGUUCAUGGGCGAGUUACAGUACUUAUCAAUAAUGCUGCCGUUGUAAAUGGUAACUUUCUUAUUGAUCUUCCAUCGGCGAGAUUUGAAAAAUUGGUUCAAGUAAACUUUGUCGCCCCAUUUUAUUUUCUGAAGGAAUUUUUACCUGGGAUGCUUGGUAGCACCUACAAGACUGCCAUGGAACACAUCCCACAACAACUGCGCGUUAUUCCAACAAAGAGCAAUGUGAAGAGAUGCUUUGAUGAGCCACCCAGGGGGCAUCUGGUGUUCUUGUCCUCCCUCGCAAGUCAGACCAUCUGUUCGGGCCUGGGCGAUUAUUGUGGAUCUAAGGCAGGCCUAUCAUCUUUGGCAGAGACUUUACGUCUUGAAAUGGAAGUCUUGGGAAUGAGUGAAAGUAUUGCAGUUACUGAAAUACGACCUUUCGCCAUCGAUACGGGCCUCUUUGAAGGCUUCAACUCUAAGUUACCCAUCCUACCCAUUCUGGAACCUGAGAAAGUUGCCAAGCGUAUUAUUCAGGCGAUUCGCUAUCGGGAGAGGACUGUUUACAUCCCAUGGAUAAUUUGGUUCGUUCCGCUUUUGCAACGAAUCCUUCCCUUCUCUAUUCUGAUUAUCUUAUAUAAAAUCAGCGGUGCAUUUGAUGGAAUGAAUACCUUCAAACGAGCGAAUAAGAACCGCGACUGA